AGGUCACCAUGAGUGCUCAUGUGGGAGCAAUCAAUUCGGUAAACGCUCUGAUUGCCAAGGUCUUCAAACAACCAAAGGGAGACUUCGCAGAUCGACUUAAUUCAAGGAUUACAGUAGUUUUACUAGCUUUUUCGUCUGUUUUGUUGCUAUCGUCACACUUCUGGGGAGAUCCAAUCACAUGCUGGACUCCUGCUCAGUUCACAAAACAAUGGUCUGACUUCGUCAAUCAGUAUUGCUAUGUACACGGCACGUACUUCGUUCCGCUGAAUGAAUCAUUAUCCUUCCAUGAGCAUGAACGAAGACGAAUCCCCAUCAAUUAUUAUCAGUGGGUACCGUACAUUCUUGCUGUGCAAGCCUUUCUCUUUUACUUGCCUAGAUUCGUAUGGAAAUCACUUAUCGCUUUGUGUGGUUAUGACUUGGCAGGAGCCAUACAAUACGUCGAUGGGUUUUGGGCAGCCCUCAAAGUCAAUGACGCUACCUUCAAAGCUAGGAUAGCAGCUUUCGAAGGACGAGCAUCAGCAUACAUCUGGGACGGGCUGCGUCUAGCGCGACGUAAAGGAAGCAGAGAUAUGGGGCUCUACUACACUCUAUCUACAGUAAUACAAUCGCUGAAUGCUUGGAUACAGUUUUACGCUCUCAACUCGUUGCUUGAGUCCCCACUUUACACCCUCUGGGGACCGGCUUUGAUACACGAUCUUAUGCGAGGAGAUGAUUGGCAGGUUACCGGUCACUUUCCUCGCAUUACACAUUGUGAUUUCAAUAGGAGGCGGCCAGCAAGUGUACAGCUCGACACGGUAUUAUGCGUCUUGACACUGAACAUUUACUAUGAAAAGUUGUUCAUCUUCCUCUGGUUCUGGCUACUCUUCGUGGCAGUAGUAUCAACUGCGAAUUCUAUCUAUUGGGUGUUCACUUUAUGUGUGAACACAAAGGCUCGUCGCACAAUCAUCGACUAUCUGGAUACAGAUCCGGAUGGGAACAUCAACCGGAUAUCGACGGAGCAAUUUUUCAGAGUUCUUGGGAAGGAUGGCUUAUUUGUCCUGCAACAGAUGGGGCUCAAUCUUGGCGACAUUCCAGCUAGCUACCUCUGCAUAGCGAUGAGAAACGUUGGUCAGCACUGGAUAGAAGAAAAUGAUGAUCACAACAACAUAGUGGACGAGAAACAACCCUUAAAAAACUUCAAAUCUGUUUAGAUCCUUCAGUGAGAAUGAUAUAACUUCCAAAGUGAACAGUUCGAGGUGUAGAAUCCGCGUGAUACGAAUUAUGAGUUUAAUAUUCAAAUUUAUAUGAUUUGAAUGCGAAGUAUGUGCCUUUACCAGGGAAGUGUCGAGCCAUUUUCUCAUAUCAAUG
Messenger RNA from Cylicocyclus nassatus, 1347 nucleotides. The record is from the annotation of a GenBank genome assembly. NCBI's taxonomy places the organism in Eukaryota, Metazoa, Nematoda, Chromadorea, Rhabditida, Strongylidae.